AUGCAAGGGGACCAGGCGGAGAAGAGGGGGAAGGUGAAGAAGGGGUGGCUGGCCGUGCGGGUCGGCCAGGCCCAGGCGGAGGCGGAGCAGGGCGACGGGUUCCGGCGGUUCGUCAUCCCCAUCGCCUACCUCUACCACCCGCUGUUCCAGCGGCUGCUGGAGACGGCCCGGGACACGUAUGGCUACAGCUCGGCCGGCCCGCUCUGGCUGCCCUGCUCCGUCGACGAGUUCCUCCGCCUGCGCGCGCUCGUCGACCGGGAGACGGCGCACUCGCACUCCUCGUCGUCGCACCGCGUGCACGUGCAAGCCGGCGGCCACCACCAGCAGCAGCACGGCUACUCCUUCGCCCCGUGCACCCGCGCCAAGGUCACCUCCUGA
Triticum turgidum subsp. durum (durum wheat) is the source of this 378-nucleotide messenger RNA. Lineage: Eukaryota; Viridiplantae; Streptophyta; Magnoliopsida; Poales; Poaceae. The record is from the annotation of a GenBank genome assembly.